AGUUGCUUGGGAUGGUCCAGGAAAUGCGCUAUAUAUAGUUUUGUUGUGGCCAUAUGCACAGCUAUAUUCGUCGCAUGCAUGAUUCUGAGUGUUUAUUUCACGUAUAAAGAGAGCAGGGACAUAAUGAUUGUGGUUCUGAUUGUGGGAUCUUGUCUACUUUAUCUUUUGGGCUUUACUAGUAAUAUGUAUAGUAUUUACUACUGCAGACCCAGCAAUAUGCCAUCAGGAAAUGGCGGCAGUUCUAAUCAGAUAAAUCAGACAAUGAGUGCUUCAAAUUCUUCCACAAUUGCACAACCUCCAGACGUUGCAUGCAUUCCCCAUGUCAGACAGCUUCCUAGAAAAACACCCCCACCUCCAUAUGAAAUCCAGAUGUCAAAAAUGUCCCCCAUGCUGCUUCCAGGUACUUCUCAAACUACAGAAUCAUCGACAAGAGAAUUGGAAAUCGCCGCAGAAGCUCGAAAAUUGAUAAAAAAGAUGUAUGAAGAAAUCAUGAGGACUGACCAACAGAUGCCACAAUCCCAUAGCGAAGAGCAAUCUGAACAACAGGUUAGGCAGUUGCUUAAGUCUCCAAUGAGACAGCAGGAUCCAUUGUUGCAACAUGCUUCAUCUCUAAACCUGGUAGUCCAGAGACAGCAAGCAGAUGCAAGAAUCAUUCCUGCUUGUGGGAAGACACUUGUUGAUUCCAGUACAAAUCAAAUCAUUCAACAGAAAACCCUUUUGUACUCCCCUCCACCUCAACUUGAUUUGGAAAGAGUGACCAUCGGCAGAGAAGGUCGAAUUGUUGAUCCUCCUCAGAAUUCACCUCAGAAUGAAGACUUAUUAAAAAAUUCCCGCAAAAAAAAGUUGUGGAAUCCGUCAAAGGUAAUGCAGACGAGGUCAAAUAUUAAAGGAAGCACCACACCUGUUGUGGGUGAUGGUAGUGAUUCUGAAAAUAGAACAUAUGAAGAAAUUGAAGAUGUAAAAAGUAGUCAGAGUAUAAACUCGUGUCAAGCGGCGUAUGAUUCGAUUGAAUACUACUGUCUUGAGAGGGAGUUUGAAAAUCCGUCUGGGCAGGUAUCUUCUGUUUCUUCAGCUGUUUCUGAACCAGGUCCAGCAGGUCUGAAGAGAAAGUUUCGGAAUCCAAGAGUGAAAAUACGCCGUCAGCUGUCGGCGCCAUCUACAAGAAAAUUUCGCCAUCUGGGCCAAUCCCCAGAAACUGUCUUGGAGGCAAUUGCAACAUGCUAUGAUUUAACUCCUGAUGAAUGGAUGGUAGCUUGGAAAUUAGGCCAGAAAGGUGUUGCACCCAGAGAAAGAGCAAAACUUCUCGGUGUACGUUUGCAUAAGGAUUAAUAUGACGAUGAUAAUUGAAGGCCAAUAUUAAUUUCAGAAAUUAACUUAGAUUUAUAUAUAUGACAUAAAGGAAUAAAUGUGACAAUAGCAAUUAUUUGUGAAAUUGUAUUGUCUUAUCAUUGUGACAAAAGCUCUUACAUAUUAAUAAAACUAUUUAGAAAUUUUGGUGA
Molecule: messenger RNA, 1499 nt
Organism: Argiope bruennichi
Lineage: Eukaryota; Metazoa; Arthropoda; Arachnida; Araneae; Araneidae
Exons: 2
Coding region: 79-1329 (416 amino acids)
Source: RefSeq, a predicted model, not a curated record